AUGGCAUCUAAUGGCGUAAUUUUUACAGAAUUAAACACUUGUAUGAAGUGGAAUGAUAAAUAUAUUCCUGAAAAUCAAUUAAUUUACGUUCGGGAUGGAACUACAAGUUGUGAUGGAGGCUUUCUUGUUCAUCACUUUUUGAAUUCUUUUAUUAAUCAUGGAAAGAAAGUAACGCUGUGUUCUUUUAAUCAAUCCUUCUUUCACUACAAUACAGUUGAAUUAAAAUUAAAUAUUAAUUUGGAAAAGGAAUCACAGGAAGGAAAAUUUACAUUUAUUGAUGCUCAACAAUCUUUUGUAGAUUCAUCGGUGGAGACUGGAGAUGACUUACUUUUAUUUUCAUCACCAUUGUUAAUUACAAAGACUACACCUGCCACAAGACCAACUUGUAUUGUCAAUUUAAAGCAUAAUAAUAGUUUGGAUGAAUAUUUGGCUAAUUUAUUUGAAAUUUUAACUUGUGAGAAACAACAAUCAUCAUGCAUCAUUUUGGAUCAUGUUAAUCCUCUAUUACAAUAUUAUUUUGAUCAAGAUGUCAAUAGGAAAUUGUUGAAAUUUAUUACCAAAUUGAAGAAAUUCUAUUCGAAUAAUAUUUCAAUUAUUGUCUUGAUGCAUAAUCAUCCAGCAGAUGAUGAAAAUACUCAAUUGACUAACAUGUUUGAACACAUGAGUGAUAUUGUUUAUAGAGUGGGUCCACUUCCAACAGGCUAUUCAAAGGAUGUUCACGGAAAAGUUGAAUGCAUUUCAUAUAUUAAUGACGGUACAUUGGCAAGCUCAAAGAAAGCUUCUCUUCAUUUCAAAACAUUUGAAUCAAAGGUUUCAUUGUUUGCACCAGGUUCUGUUUCGGCUUCUCACGACACUUUCUUAUUUUAA
Molecule: messenger RNA, 867 nt
Organism: Naegleria gruberi
Lineage: Eukaryota; Heterolobosea; Eutetramitea; Acrasida; Naegleriidae
Exons: 1
Coding region: 1-867 (288 amino acids)
Biological process (GO): tRNA wobble uridine modification
Cellular component (GO): elongator holoenzyme complex
Source: RefSeq, a predicted model, not a curated record